Messenger RNA from Penicillium brevicompactum, 1947 nucleotides. RefSeq names its product transmembrane 9 family protein. The transcript has 4 exons. Gene Ontology annotation, biological process: vacuolar transport; protein localization to membrane. Gene Ontology annotation, cellular component: fungal-type vacuole membrane; endosome. The coding region runs from base 1 to 1947 and encodes 648 amino acids. NCBI's taxonomy places the organism in Eukaryota, Fungi, Ascomycota, Eurotiomycetes, Eurotiales, Aspergillaceae. The record is from RefSeq and is a predicted model, not a curated record.
AUGCGCUUCACCGACCGAGCAUCUUUCCUCCUAUCGGCUUUAAUUGCAUUGCCUUCUUUUACUACAGCCUUCUAUCUCCCAGGUGUCGCACCGACAUCUUACGAUGAAGGACAAGCUGUUCCGCUCUAUGUCAACCACUUGACUCCUAGCUUGUCCCGCGAUGACCAACUUCAUUCGGUCUUCUCCUAUGAUUACUACCAUCCUGCGUUUGGAUUCUGUCAACCGGCUGACGGUCCCAAAGAUGUGCGAGAAUCAUUGGGCAGCAUCCUGUUCGGCGAUCGAAUUCGCACCUCGCCAUUCGAGCUGAAGAUGGCACAGAAUGAGACCUGCAAGUCAAUCUGUGCUGAAACCAAAUUUGAUGCUCGCAGCGCUAAAUUCACCAAUCGCCGCAUAUCCCAAGGCUACAAUAUUAACUGGCUUGUGGAUGGUUUGCCAGCUGCACAGCUGAACUAUGAUGGUGUUACCCAGACCAAGUUCUACAGCCCCGGCUUCGCUCUAGGCGAUUUGGAUGACAGUGGACAGGCUCUGCUCAACAACCAUUAUGAUAUCAUGAUUGAUUAUCAUAAGGUGGGAUUCGGUGGCAAGGACAAAUAUCGCGUUGUUGGAGUGCUGGUCCAGCCCGAAUCUCGCCGGGACUCUAGGAACUCCGAGGAAGCAGGAAAGGCCGAGUGCGGCACCCAGGGUGAAGUCCUUUCCCUCAACGAAGAUGGGGAGACUACAGUUACCUGGACGUACAGUGUCUACUGGAAAGAAUCCCCUACCGCCUGGGCUACUCGCUGGGACAAAUACCUCCAUGUUUAUGAUCCCAAGAUCCACUGGUUUUCUCUUAUCAAUUCAGCCGUCUUUGUGGUGUUCCUAGUGGGCAUGGUCAGCAUGAUUCUCCUCCGGGCCCUCAAGAAGGACAUUGCCCGCUACAACCGACUGGACUCGUUCAACCUGGAGGACUUGGAUAGCACAUCAGCCGCCAUUGAAGACGGAGUCCAAGAGGACUCUGGAUGGAAGUUGGUCCAUGGUGACGUGUUCCGGUGCCCCAAGUCCCCAUUGCUAUUGAGUAUCAUGUUGGGCAAUGGGGCCCAGCUGUUCAUGAUGACCGGCGUAACCGUUGCAUUUGCCUUGCUCGGUCUCCUCUCUCCCUCGAACCGUGGAUUACUGGCUACUGCCAUUCUUUUGAUUUCUGCUCUCUUUGGUGGAAUCGGUGGAUAUGUUUCGGCACGUGUGUAUAAGACCUUCGGAGGCGAAGCCUGGCGUCGCAACAUCAUCAUGACACCUCUCUUCAUACCCGGCAUCAUCUUUGGUGCUUUCUUCAUCCUGAACCUCUUCGUUUGGGCCAAAGGAUCCAGCGGUGCUGUGCCGUUCGGAACCAUGCUGGCUCUGGUUCUGAUCUGGUUCGUUAUCAGUGUACCACUAAGUGUGGCAGGUAGCUGGCUGGGAUUCAAGCAAUCGCCAAUCGAGGGUCCAACCAAGACCAACCAGAUCCCCCGUCAGGUUCCCCCAAUGGCCGGUAGCUUACGUACCAUCCCGUCCAUUCUGUUGACCGGCAUCCUUCCAUUCGGCGCCAUCUUCGUUGAGCUGUACUUUAUCAUGACGUCUUUGUGGACCAACAAGAUCUACUACAUGUUCGGUUUCUUGUUCCUCUGCUACGGCUUGAUGAUCAUCACCUCCGCGGCUACGACUGUGCUGUUGGUAUACUUCUUGCUGUGCGCCGAGAAUUACCGCUGGCACUGGCGUGCAUUUGCCGGUGCCGGUAUGACCGGUGGCUAUGUGUUCGUCAACGCGUUGAUCUUCUGGGCCACACGCGUGAGCUUUGGUGGGUUGACUGGAGCCGUGCUUUAUGUGGGUUAUUCGGCGUUGAUCUCCUUCAUUGUGUUUAUCCUGACAGGUUCUAUUGGCUUCUUUGCCAGCUGGGCCUUCAUCCAUCGCAUCUAUGGUUCCAUUAAGGUGGACUAG